AUAUUCCACAUGACAUAUGACCUGGCCAGUGCUGUAGUGAGAAUCUUUAAUCUCAUUGGAAUGAUGUUGCUGCUUUGCCACUGGGAUGGUUGUCUUCAGUUUUUAGUACCAUUACUCCAGGAUUUCCCACCAGAUUGCUGGGUGUCCCUAAAUGGUAUGGUUAAUGAUUCCUGGGGAAAGCAGUACUCCUAUGCACUCUUCAAAGCCAUGAGCCAUAUGCUCUGCAUUGGUUAUGGAGCCCGUGCCCCCGUCAGCAUGUCUGAUCUCUGGAUAACCAUGUUGAGCAUGAUUGUGGGGGCUACUUGUUAUGCCAUGUUUGUUGGUCAUGCGACUGCCCUAAUUCAGUCUCUGGAUUCUUCACGACGACAAUAUCAAGAGAAGUACAAACAAGUGGAACAGUACAUGUCAUUCCACAAAUUACCUGCUGAAAUGCGCCAGAAGAUCCAUGAUUACUAUGAACACCGCUAUCAAGGCAAGAUUUUUGAUGAAGAAAAUAUUCUCAAUGAGCUCAAUGAUCCCCUUAGGGAG
This is a messenger RNA of Tinamus guttatus (white-throated tinamou), 528 nucleotides long. The record is from RefSeq and is a predicted model, not a curated record. NCBI's taxonomy places the organism in Eukaryota, Metazoa, Chordata, Aves, Tinamiformes, Tinamidae.